This is a messenger RNA of Corvus hawaiiensis (hawaiian crow), 1622 nucleotides long. It is a transcript of the gene TMT1A, whose product is annotated as methyltransferase like 7A. Lineage: Eukaryota; Metazoa; Chordata; Aves; Passeriformes; Corvidae. The record is from RefSeq and is a predicted model, not a curated record. Gene Ontology annotation, molecular function: S-adenosylmethionine-dependent methyltransferase activity. Bases 318 to 1064 code for a protein of 248 amino acids. The transcript has 2 exons.
CACUUGGAGAACUUUGCCAGGGACAAACGGAGUUGUGCUGCCCAGUUUGUCCCGGCUCGGGAACAAACCGGCAGCUCCUCCCCUGCCAGCCGGGGCACUCUGGUCACCGCUUGGCUGCACCUGCACUGUUCUGUCCUCGCCUGUGACCGGACUUAGAAAUCAGCUGCGGAAAAGAGUCGGCCAGAGCAACCCAAGCAGCUGAAUGUACUUUGAGAGGACACGAUGAGUACAUGAAGGCAGCUCUGACUGAACUCCCCGAGCUCUAACACACAGGAGAAGCAGUUCUGCUCUGCGUGGAUCCUCUGCCCACGCUGAAAAUGCCAGAGGCCGGUGCGAGCGUCCUCCUGCUCCGUGCUUGCCUGGCACUGCUAGCCUCGCCCAUCUACCUGCUGUCCUUCCUGGGCAUGUGGGAGCCCUUCUGCAGGAAGGUCUUUUUUCCUUUCAUUUUGGACAAGAUUGGUGUAGUUCACGAGAGGAAGUCAAAGAAGCACAAGCAGGAACUAUUCCGUAAUCUUCCUGAUUUCAGAGGCCCCUCAGGGGAGCUGAGGCUGCUGGAGAUAGGCACUGGCAGCGGCACCAACUUCCAGUUCUACCCACCGGGCUGCAAAAUCACUUGCACCGACAUCAACCCCCACUUCCAGGAGAGUCUCUCCAGAAACAUGAAGAAGAACGAGCACCUCCACUACGAGCGGUUCCUGGUGGCUGCGGGAGAAGACCUGCACCAGGUGCCCAGCGGCUCCGUGGACGCCGUGGUUUGCACCCUGGUGCUGUGCUCCGUGCACAGCGUCAGCAGCACCUUGAAGGAAGUGCUCCGGGUGCUCCGGCCGGGAGGAGCUUUCUAUUUCUUGGAGCACGUGGCCGCUGAGCAUUCCAGCUGGAAGUAUUUUUGGCAGCAGGUCUGUUACCCGACUUGGAAACUCAUCUUUGCUGGAUGCUGCCUCACGAGAGAGCUAUGGAAGAAUCUGGAAGAGGCCAAGUUCUCAGAGCUGAAGAUACAACACAUAAGUGUGGCGCUGCCCUGGAUGCCCAUCGAGCCACACAUCGUGGGGUACGGGGUGAAGUAACCCCUGUCCUGCCCCCCGUCCCCCAAAAUUCUUCAUUUGACCAACACACCCUGCACGGCACAGGCUCCUCCACACGUGCCUGUAUCAGUAACACAGUGAAGGACUUACAUCGGAAGCCAAACUAUCAGGUGAUAAGAGAGGGUCAAUUUUCUGAAUGUCUCUGAAUCACAUAAUCAGCAAGGUUGGAAAUGACCUUUUGGAUCAGAGUCCAACAGUUAACUCACCACCAGCACCAUGUUCACCACUAAACCGUGUCCCCACAUGCCACAUCCACAUGUCUUUUGAACAUUUCCAGCGGUGGUGACUCCACCACUGCCCUGGGCAGCCUGUGCCAGGGCCUGACAGCCCUUUCUGUGAAGAAAUCUUUCCUCCUAUCUAAUCAAACCUCCCCUGGUGUAACUUGAGGCUGUUUCCUUCCUGGAGCCCUGGCACUGCUAACCCUGCCUUGCUGCAGGGUUAACCCUUGCUGCUAACCCAGCCCGGUGCAGCCAGGGAGGAUCCCAGGACAACAAAAAACCCGCCCGGGAGGCAGAAAAUAAAUGUAUAAAUGGAAAGAGA